Molecule: messenger RNA, 5555 nt
Organism: Thecamonas trahens ATCC 50062
Lineage: Eukaryota; Apusomonadida; Apusomonadidae
Exons: 2
Coding region: 1-5523 (1840 amino acids)
Cellular component (GO): cytoplasm
Molecular function (GO): ATP hydrolysis activity; ATP binding
Source: RefSeq, a predicted model, not a curated record
AUGCAUCCGCGUGCCCGUGCGCGCAAGGCCGAGCUGGUGCCGUCGGGAUACGCCUCGGAGCAAAUCGGCGAGCAGCACGGAAAUGUGCUCGAGUGGAUGAUCCAGAAGGAGCUGCUUGCGCAAGACGUGUUUGUGCUUGGUGACGCAGGCUCGAUGCGCAGGGAACUGGUCUUGGCGUAUUGCGAGCUGGCUGAGCGCGAGGUCGAGUACAUGCCGAUCUCGCGUGAUACUACUGAAUCGGAUCUGAAGCAGCGGCGAGAGAUUGCGGGCGGCAGCAUCGCGUACGUCGACCAGGCAGCAGUUCGCGCUGCCAAGGCAGGCCGCGUUCUUGUCCUCGAUGGCAUCGAGAAGGCCGAGCGCAACGUCAUGCCCAUCCUCAACAACCUGCUAGAGAACAGAGAGAUGAACCUCGAGUCGGGCGAGCUGCUCAUCGCACCGGAAAAGUACGACGCGCUCGAGGCCCAGCACGGCAAGGAGGCGCUCGACAAAUGGGGCCUCAUCCGCGUCCACGAGGACUUUCGCGUCAUGGUCCUCGGCCUCCCUGUUCCGCCGUACGAGGGAAACCGGCUCGAUCCGCCGUUCCGUUCCCGAUUCCAGGCCACUGCCCUUCCGCCGCCGUCGGCCGACGAGCUGCUCUCGCUUGCCCACGGCCUGGCCCCGAGCGUCCCGCUCGAUGUCACCCGCUCGGUCGUCGGCUUUGCCCUCGCUGCCCACGCCGCGUCGGCGCCAGGCAAGGCGGCGGCCCACACCAAGGCCGCCGGCGACAAGCCGCGCUCGCCGCUCCCGCUAGGCUUUCCGUUUUACCCGGGCCUGGCGCGGACGUUCAACACGCUGGAGGCUGUCGCGUCCCAGGCGCCGGCAGUUGUCCCGCAUCUGGUGACUCCACUGAUGGACGCCACGUUUCCUUGGCGUGAGGCGCUCAAGGCCUCGUCUCCAGCGUCGGCAUCCGAGGCCGCCUCGGCCAUGUCUGUCGCUGCCGCUCGCUUCAACCUCAAGGGGGCGAGCAAGGCCGCCUCUGAUCUUGCCGUCCGCCGCCUCUCUGAAGCCUCAGCCCCGGGCUUUGCCGCCUUUGAGUUUGAGCACCCUGCCACCAACUCGCGGUUCGUGCUCGAGGCACCCGUCGGCACCCGCGCCGCCGACACUUUUAUGGCCUCGGACGCCGCCCACGACUCGAGCGCAGUCGCCCACAUCGUUCUCGCGCUCGCCACCGGGGUCGAUGCGGCGGUGGUCGGCGGCCGCGGCGUCGGCAAGUCGCACGCUGCCAAGUCGGUCGCCGCCCUGCUUGGCGUCGACCUCGAGGUCCUCCCCAUGUACAAGGACAUGUCGACUCGCGAUCUGCUGAUGCGGCGGACGACGUCGGUCGAGGGCAACACGGCGUGGGAGCCGACGCCGUUGGUCCUCGCCGCGCUCGACGGCUCGCUCUGCGUCCUCGACGGCAUCGACCGCAUCGACCCGGGAUCGCUUGCUGUUCUUCAGAGCCUCCUCCACCACCGCAGUGCGACGCUGCCGAACGGGCUCCGCCUGGUCCAUCCGGACGCGCCCGAGGCACUCGUGCGCGACCCCACCGAGGUUGAGCGCCUCCUUCGUGCCGCCGAUGCAUCCGAGGCCGCGCCGCUUCCGGUUCAUCCGGCCUUUCGGGUCCUUGGCCUCGGCCUCCCGCCCGCGUCGGGCGCACCGUGGCUCAACUCGGAGGCCGCCACCCUCUUUCGCACCCAUGUCCUCCCGCCGCGGAGCCAGGCUCAGUUUGAGGAGCUCCUUGCCGCGCUUUUCCCGUCGCUCGAGGCUGCAAGCCUGCAGCGAAUCACCUCGCCGCGGCUCGGCCUCUCGCUCCGGCAGGCUAUCCAUGUGGCCAAGCGCGUCGAAUCGCACCCGGCAGAUGAGCGCAACGCGGUCGAGCGGACGCUACUGGUCGCCUUUCUGCCCUCGGUCGAGCGCGAGGUGAAGACCGAGGUUCUUGACGAGGUCUUUGGAGCAUCGCCCAUCAAGGCUGCCGACGACGCGCCUGUCCGCAUCGCAGUCACACCAGACGCAGUGACUAUUGGCGACGUGUCGGCACCGCGGCGGGUCGGCGCCGACCCCACACUCGUGCCACAGAUCGGCCACCGGUUUGCGGACAUUCCAGCCCACACCGCGGUCCUCGAGUCGCUGCUCAAGGACUACUCGGCCGGCGAGUCGCUGCUGCUCAUCGGGCCGCAAGGCGUGGGCAAGAACAUGCUCUGCGACCGGUUCCUCGAGCUGCUCAACGCGCCGCGGCAGUACAUCCAGCUCCACCGCGACUCGUCGGUGAUGAGCCUGACGUCGAACCCGAGCUUUGAGGGCGGGGUGCUGUCUUGGGGCGACUCGCCGCUGGUCAAGGCCGCCAUCCACGGCCAUGUUCUUGUGGUCGAUGAAGCUGACAAGGCGCCGCUGGAGGUCGUCGCCGUCCUCAAGUCGCUCAUCGAGGACGCCCACAUGCUGCUGCCCGAUGGGCGCAAGCUAGUGGCGCCCGAGGUGGCGGCGGCGCUCGGCAGCAACGCCGGCCUCGUCCCCAUCUCGCCUGACUUUCGGGUCAUCGUCCUCGCCAAUAAGCCAGGCUUCCCGUUCCUCGGCAACGACUUUUACCGCGAGUGUGGCGACUUGUUUGCCGUCCACUCGAUCGACAACCCAGACGCGGCGUCCGAGCUGAUGAUGCUGCAGGCGCAUGCCAAGGGCGUUGACGACGCCUUGCUCAAGUCGCUCACUGCGGCGUUCCGCGACCUGCGCGCCUCGGUCGAUGCCGGUCAUCUCUCUUAUCCGUACUCAUCACGCGAGCUGGUGGCUAUUGUGCGGCAUGCGUCCAAGUUCCCGUCGUCGGGCCUCGCCGGCGCCCUCCACAACGUGUUUGACUUUGACGCCCACGAUCCGGCGGUCCUUGCGCUACUGGCGUCGACGUUCCGGGCGCAUGGCUUGCCGCUUGGCGUCACACCGCAGUUCCGAACUGCAGUGGCGCCUGCGGUGCCGCUGGGCGAGCCGCUGGAGGUGGCGUCGUGGGCCAAGGUGCCCGGCUCGACCGUGAGCGUCGAGGCUACUCAGGUCGAGCUCGAGGCCGAUGCCGAGUUUGACUGGGAGGCGCCGUCGCCGGUGGCCUGCACCGAUGACGGCGGACGGCCGGGCCUCGACGCCAACAUCUUCAACGAGCACGUCGGUACGACUCGAGUGCCGAGCCGCGGCCAGCCGGUGGCAGUGGCGACUGGCGGCGAUGGUGGCGUCCACGUGGUCGGCUCCUCGCCGGAAAUGCUGUUCUCGUACUCGGCAGAUCGGCGGAGCUACACCACGCUUGACCUCUUUGCCAGCAGCGGCGGCGACGGCUUUGGUGGCGCUGGCCGGUACGUGCCGAACAUCGAGAUUGCCGCGCUGCCGCGGGACCAGAAAAUCUUCCUUGCCUACCAGGGCGAGGGGCUGCUGCUCGACCUGGCUGCCCGGCGUGGGCAGCGGUUCGAGCUCCCGGCCGGGACGGUCGGCGGCCACGCGCAGAUCAACGCCAUGGCGUCAUCGUUUUCGAUCUGGGGUCAGAGCACGGGCGGGAAGCGGUCGCGGCUGGACGAGGAGCUCGUGGUCAACGCGGCGCUUGCAGAAGAGCUCUCUGCGCUUGUGCUCUACUCGCCACGUGGCGACCUCAUUCAUCUACUCUACGCCAACAACGUGCUAGAGACGGUGACACUGCCCAAGGGUACAGAGCUCGCCGCUGUCGACCCGAUCUCGCCGCUGGUGUACCUGCUGACGCUCGACAAUGGACAGCGGGCGCUGCUGGAGGGCGACCGGGCAACGCCGGGCUUUGCCAAGUUCAGCCUGCUGCGCGGGAGUGGCGCGAGCGAGCUGCGCGUGGCUAGCAAGGUUGGGGCGCCCAAGGUGGUUGCGGCCGGCGGCGAGGUCAUGGCUGCGAUCGACGAUGGGGCGCUGAGCGCAAGCGAGGGCAGCGCCGAGAGCGGCAAGAUGCUCGGAUGGAUGCGGAGCGAGCACGCAGGCGCCGGGCGGACGGUGGUGGCAUCGGUCCACUGCCGGGCGAGCGGCGAGAAUGAGGACCAAGCAUUUGUGGCCGACCGUGGAUCGGAUGGCAACGUGGUCAACGUGCUGGCGUGCGAGGAACCCGGGACGUACGAGCUGGAGGUGGUGGAUCUCGGCGCGCACACGGUGCGGCGGUUUGGAUUCGACGCGCGGUCCGGCAUGAUGGCAGCGAUGGUGGAGGCCGAGAGCGCGACAGGAGCCUCGGGCUUGCGGAGCUCGCGAAGUGCGCCGUCUGUAGUCGACGCGGUCGAGCUGCCGCACGGGUGCGUGGGCGUGCAGAUGACAGACGGCGCGAUGUACGUGUUUAAGGUCGACGCGCUGGCGCUCGAGGCUGAGCUGGCGCGGUGGCAGGGCUUUGCCGGCAAGGGCGAGGGCGGCAGGCGGGCGCGGCGGGUGGAGAAGAAGCGGACGCGGCACCGGAGCCCGACGGCGCCCAAGCACGGCAAGAUCGAUCCGGACAACACACCGCACGUGGGCGGGAACCAGUGGCACGGUGGAACCGGCGGGGCAGACACAGCCGGGCUUGGCGGCGUGGGCGGCCCGUACCGGGUUGACGCCGGGCACAACGUGCACCAGGUGCCGGACUCGGUGAAGGCCGAGCUUGACGCGGAGACUGCGGCGGCGGCGCGGGCGAUGGGCGAGGCGGCGCUGGCUGAGCGGCUGAAGGAGAUCGAGAUGUCGCACCACGAGGCGGGGCUGUACGACCGGUACCGGUCGUCGGUGGCGACGCCGAUCCGUGAGCUGGAGGUCCUGCUCUCGUCGCUCGAGGCCAAGAACAAGGAGCGGGCGUGGUUGAGCCACCAGUCGACCGGCGAUUUGGACGAGGCCAAGCUGGUGGAGGGCCUGACAGGCGAGACGAACGUGUACAAGCGGCGCGGCAAGGCGACGAGUCUGCCGUCUGCGGCGCAGCGCAAGCCCAAGAAGAUGUCGUUUGUGCUCGACUGCUCGGGCUCGAUGUACCGGUUCAACGGGCUCGACGGGCGGCUGGAGCGGCUGCUGGUGUGCAGCCUUAUGAUUAUGGAGGGUCUUGCGCCGGGCGUGGCGGCGGGCACGCUGCAGUACUCGAUUGUGGGCCACUCGGGCGGCUCGCCGGCCAUUCCGCUGGUGAGCUACGACGCGCCGCCCGCCAACGAGGCCGAGCGGCUGCGUGUCCUCCAGACCAUGGCCGCACACUCGCAGUUCUGCCCGUCGGGUGACCACACCGUGGAAGCGGCGCAGCUGGCAAUGGACGCUAUGGCCGAAGAGGACGCCGAUGAGAAGUUUGUCUUUGUGGUGAGUGACGCCAACCUGGCGCGGUACGGCAUCCCGGCGUCGGCGCUCGGCAACGCGCUGGCCUCGCCCGACUCGGACGACAUUGCCGGAUACGCAGUCAUGGUGGCCUCGUUUGGCGACGAGGCCUCGGACAUUGUUGCCGCCGUCGGUCCUGGCCGUGGUUUUGUCUGCUCGGAUCCUGCCGAGCUCGUCGAUGUCUUCCGUGAGGUGGUCAAGUCGACUCUGUAGCCUGCGGCGGUGAUCAAAGUGACGUGUGUGUG